UGGGUGAACAGAAUUCUCCAUGCUUCUACCACUAACUAAGUAUAAGUGCUCUACUCUUUUGAAAUAGGGAGUGUUAAUCCCCGUUCAUUCUAAAUAUUACAGGCCUAACCAGAUGUGACUGGCCAUGGAAUGUAUGUACUAUGAUGUGCUGACACAAACAUAUGGUCUUUUGUUCUUGAUUCCACAAUGUCACGCGAAAGUCAAAUGACUAGUAGUAGAUCGAGCGGAAAAAGCUUGGAACCACCACACCACCACUCGCAAUUUUAUCAUCUUCUAUGUGUACCCCAUGAUACAUUUCAUACAUUUCGAAAGCUCAGACAGAACAAUAUUUUGGCCUCCCUGUGACUCUUAUAAACAGUCGCCUCUCAAGAUGGUGUAACCUCUCCAAAUGCUCCUGGCUGCUCUUUUGCUUUUCAAGCUGUGCGCAAGCAUCGCACUCCCAAGAUCGACUUCAGCUUCUUCAAUCUUAGCAGGGAAUGUCGUCAACACAGGAUACGCUAAAUAUCAAGGGAAUCGUUCGUUUGAGAACACUGUCGCUUACCUGGGAAUUCCUUACGCAGAGCCGCCUGUUGGAGAUCGACGUUUUCGCGCCCCAUUACCUCUGAAUAUAGGACGUAUCGAAGCAGAGACUAGUGGGAAGAUUCUGAAUGCCACACAGUAUCCAGACUUUUGCGUACAAGGAAAUACUGGUGCCGGCGAUGCUGGAGGUGCUGGAACCGAAGAUUGCCUCAAAUUAAACGUAUAUGCGCCCUUCGGUGCAAAGAAGGGCGACAACUUUCCUGUACUUGUAUAUUUUCAUGGAGGAGGCUACGUUUACGGCAAUCCUGCCAACUGGCCGUUCGACGGAUGGAUCAAUCAAAGCCCAAAUGUGAUCGUUGUAUCCGUUUAUUACAGACUCGACUCAUUCGGGUUCCUUGCUGUGCCCGAAUUCGAGGAUCCCCGUAUCGGUGAUUUCAACACUGGGUUCCAAGACCAAAUACAAUCUUUGCGAUGGAUCCAGACUUACAUCACCUCUUUCGGAGGGGAUCCCAGUAAGGUCACAAUUAAUGGGCAAAGCGCCGGAGGGGGAUCUGUUGAACUUCACCUCAUCGCCAAUCAUGAAGGAGAACACCUAUUUUCCGGAGGAAUUGUGCAAAGUGCCUACCGUGUUCCGACUGCGACUCCUGCACAACAACAGUCGUUGUUCGCCUUCUACGCAAUUCAUGCGGGUUGUGGAAUUGGCUCGGUUGCUGUUCAGGUGGCAUGCUUGCGGAAUGCCAGUAUUAGUGCUCUGGCUCGCGCUCAGGACGCAGCAGCGACUUCUGGAUUGACAUAUAAUGCUUUCCAUCCGGUCCUGGAUGGGAAGAUCAUCACCGAUUAUCCUUCGAAUCUAGUCUUGAAGGGAGAAUUUGCUCAAGUGCCGCUCAUUGUUGGCGCUACCUCGAAUGAAACUGUCCUUGGAGGCAACAACUUUACACAAGCAUUGCAAGAAGCCUUUCCAGGACUGACUUCCGUCGAUCUAGAAGAGUUCGUUAAAGAGUAUCCAUUGAGCGAAUUCGACUCAACUAGCCAACAAUUCCAAGUGGCCACAGGAGAAUCUAUCUUGAUCUGUUCCCGUGAAAUCCUUGGAGGAGCAUAUGCUCAUGCGACCAAAGCCUGGACAUAUCGAUAUAACCAACCCAAUCCUACGUCCGGAAGCCCGGCUGUGGGGCAUGCAGCAGAGAAUUGGAUGAUGUUUGACGGCAUAAAUACAGGAUUCAAUGGCACAGGAACAUUUACACCAAUGUCUCCUGUAGAAAAGGCCUUUGCAGCUGAACUCGUCGCAUACUGGCUCUCCUUUGUGCGCUCUGGCGACCCCAACACGUUCAAGCUAGAUAGAUCGCCAACUUGGGAGGAGUACCUCACCACUGGCAAUCAUCCAAAGCAGAGAAUCGUAUUGCAGCAACCGAUAAACAAUUCGACCACAGUAAGCGGGAGUUUCAUCGAGAUGGAGCCAGCGGUUGAAAGCGGGCGUUGUGCCUUUGUGGCAACAAAGAUUCGACAAGAACAGAAUUGAUUGAUAGGUUAUUUUCAUAUGUGGUCCAUGGACAGCAUUAGAUGACGAGUGAUACACUGAAAUAUCAUGGCUGUAAUGCCGUCCGUACUCCGAGUCCAGCCUUCAACUGAGGCACGGCGACUCCUUAUCAUCUUAUCCUUGUCCUCUACUUAUUUUCUUCCUCGCGUCCUAUCAAACCUUACGCAAUGAUAUCUGUCCCAAGAAUGCAGUGAGUGCCUGUCCUAAACCCCCUUCAAUUGCGACAUGUACAAUGUUCGUAAGUACCUAUCUGA
Molecule: messenger RNA, 2307 nt
Organism: Lentinula edodes (shiitake mushroom)
Lineage: Eukaryota; Fungi; Basidiomycota; Agaricomycetes; Agaricales; Omphalotaceae
Product: alpha/beta-hydrolase
Exons: 10
Coding region: 389-2035 (548 amino acids)
Source: RefSeq, a predicted model, not a curated record